Calypte anna (Anna's hummingbird) is the source of this 6164-nucleotide messenger RNA. It is a transcript of the gene NAA25, whose product is annotated as N(alpha)-acetyltransferase 25, NatB auxiliary subunit. Gene Ontology annotation, biological process: N-terminal peptidyl-methionine acetylation. The record is from RefSeq and is a predicted model, not a curated record. The coding region runs from base 54 to 2969 and encodes 971 amino acids. Gene Ontology annotation, cellular component: NatB complex; cytoplasm. NCBI's taxonomy places the organism in Eukaryota, Metazoa, Chordata, Aves, Apodiformes, Trochilidae. The transcript is spliced from 24 exons. Gene Ontology annotation, molecular function: protein-N-terminal amino-acid acetyltransferase activity; protein binding.
CCCCCGGGGCCGGCCCGGCCGGCGGCUGCGCACUGCGGUUCUGCGCUCUCAUCAUGGCGGCGCGGGGCCAUGUGCAGGACCCCAACGACCGGCGCCUGCGGCCCAUCUACGAUUAUCUUGAUAAUGGCAAUAAUAAAAUGGCAAUCCAGCAAGCAGAUAAACUGCUCAAAAAACACAAGGAUCUUCACUGUGCAAAGGUUUUAAAGGCAAUCGGCUUGCAGAGAACUGGCAAGCAAGAUGAAGCUUAUGCUCUGGCACAAGAAGUAGCAGCACUUGAACCCACAGAUGAUAAUUCCUUGCAAGCACUAACAAUUCUUUACCGGGAGAUGCACAGACCGGAACUGGUAACUAAACUUUAUGAGGCAGCUGUAAAGAAGGUUCCCAACAGUGAGGAGUAUCACUCUCAUCUCUUCAUGGCCUAUGCCCGGGUUGGAGAGUACAAGAAGAUGCAACAGGCUGGAAUGGCACUUUAUAAGAUUGUACCCAAAAAUCCAUACUAUUUUUGGUCUGUGAUGAGCUUGAUUAUGCAGUCUAUUUCAGCACAGGAUGAAAACCUCUCCAAGACAAUGUUUUUGCCACUGGCUGAGAGGAUGGUGGAAAAGAUGGUGAAAGAGGAUAAGAUUGAAGCUGAGGCUGAAGUGGAACUGUACUACAUGAUUCUGGAACGCCUGGAGAAGUAUAAGGAAGCCUUGGAUGUCGUGAGAGGAAAGCUUGGGGAGAAGCUGACAAGUGAGCUCCAAAGCCGUGAGAACAAGUGUAUGGCAAUGUACAAGAAGCUGUGUAGGUGGCCAGAGUGCAAUGCGCUGUCGAGAAGGCUGCUGCUGAAAAACUCAGAUGAUUGGCAGUUUUAUAUAACUUACUUUGAUUCAGUGUUUCAACUCAUUGAUGAAUCCUGGACACCGCCACCAGAAGGAGAACACUCUUUGGAAGGAGAGGUGCACUAUUCUAUAGAGCAAGCUGUGAAAUUUAUAGAGGAGAGGAUUACAGAAGAAUCCAAGAGCUCUCGGCCACUCCGGGGACCAUACUUGGCUAAACUGGAGCUGAUCAGACGCCUGCGGCACCGGGGUUGUAAUGAUGAACAUAAACUGGGUGAUCCAGAAGAACUAAUGUUUCAAUACUUCAGAAAGUUUGGGGACAAACCCUGCUGUUUUACUGAUCUCAGAGUGUUUGUGGAUCUCCUCCCAUCCAGCCAGUACUCAAAGUUCAUCAGUCAGCUGCUGGAAGUAAUCCCUCUGUCGGUGACAGCUGAGAGUGACAUCCCUCUGCCAGGGGACAUCAAAGCCCUGCAGCAGCACUUGUGUGUGGUGCAGCUCUCCAGGUUGCUGGGGAUCUAUCACGCUAUGGAUAAGAAGGAAAAGCUGAGUGUGGUCCGGGAGCUGAUGUUCAGAUACCGCCAUGGAUUGGACUUUGGGAAAGCUUGUUUGAAAACUGAAUUGCAGUUUUCAGAUUAUUACUGCCUGCUUGCAGUUCACCUGCUGCUUGACCUGUGGCUAGAAGGUGAAGAGAUGGCUGUAUGGCAGUGCCUAACUCUCUUAGAAGAGGGGUUAUCUCAUAGUCCUUCUAAUGCUCAGUUUAAAUUGCUGCUCAUUCGAAUCUACUGCAGGCUUGGUGCAUUUGAACCUGUUGCAGAGCUCUAUUCCAGUCUUGAUGCAAAGCACAUACAGCAUGACACCAUCGGCUAUCUCCUGACACGCUAUGCAGAGGCACUGGGCCAUUACGCUGCUGCAUCCCAAUCCUGCAAUUUUGCACUCAGGUUUUUCCACUCCAACCAGAAAGAUACCUCAGAAUAUAUCAUUCAAGCCUACAAGUAUGGUGCAUUUGAGAAGAUUCCAGAAUUCAUUGCAUUUAGAAAUAGGCUGAACUCUUCCCUUCACUUUGCCCAAGUUCGCAUGGAGCGGAUGUUGUUAGACCUCUUACUUGAAGCAAAUAUAUCAACCAGUUUAGAAGAAAGUAUAAAGUCCAUGAGUCUGAGCCCAGAGGAGGAUGACAUUCCAUGGAAGGAUUUGCGUGACAACAGAGACCUGACAGUCUUGUUUAACUGGGAUCCAAAAGACAGGGACAUUUCUGAAGAACAUAGGAAACUCUCACUGGAGGAAGAAACCAUGUGGUUGCGAAUCCGGUCUUUAACUUUAAGGCUAGUGAGUGGACUCCCAACUCUUAGUCACACAAUCCAACCAAAGAACUCUGAAAAGACUGCAGAGAACGGCGUCUCAUCCAAGAUCGAUACAAUUCGAUCCCUGCUUCAGCAACUGGAAGCGGCAGUGGAUUCAGGGAAGAAGUUUCUAGAACAAAAAAUUCAGUAUCCUGUCCUUGGCCCUCCUCCUACCCGAAUGGCUGGCUUCUUCAGUAAUGGCAGCUGUCAAUGCCAGACUAGCUUGUUUUAUCUUGUUAGUGAUAUUUAUGAACUAGAUACCAAUGGCUUAGAAGAUUCAGCAGAAAUCCAGGAGAGGAUAGGGAAUAGUUUCAAGUCUUUAAUAGAACGACUAACAGACUUGUUCAAUAAAUGUAAAGGUGAUUUGAUUGAAGUCACAGAUGGCACCUUGAAAACUCAUCCAAACCUGUUAGAAAACCUGGUCUUCUUUGUUGAGACGAUCUCCAUUGCCUUGUGGGUAUCAAGUUACUGUGACAGCGUCCUCCGACCUUUUAAAUCCAACCUGCAAAAAAAGAAGAAGAAAAAAAAAGAAAGCAGUGUAGCUAUGCCACCUGUAUUUACACAUUUUCUGGAUUAUGUUAAUGAACUACAGACAUUAACUUCCAAUGUAAUAGAUCACAUCAAAGGGCUUGAAAUCAUUCUGACUGCACUAAAACUUGAAGAGCUGUCCCUCAAGGACACUCUGCAUUUACAGGAAGAAGAAAAGUUUACAAAGACUGUGCAAGGGAAGGUCCAGAGCAGUUACCAUCACUCAGUUCAGGAAAUUGGAGAGCUGCUGAAAAAGAGACUCGAUACCAUUAAAAAACUAAAGAUUUGAGAAAUGCAUCCUUGACAGACUCCACAGGGGAGUAACACCAGAGUCCCAGACAGAAGCAACAUCCAAUUUACCAUCACUUUAAUCCAGAACUUCCUCAUAAUGCAUGAAGGACUUAAAAUCAUAAAACAAUUUUUUUAGGUAUUACAGAUGUAUUGAGCUGAUUUAAAUUAUUGUACAUAAAUGAGAAGCAGGGACCCUCACCAGGGUUUGACCACUUUUUAUACAUGUUCAUAAGCAUAUUGCAACAGGAGAAAAUUAACUUUCUUCCCUUUUGAUCUCUAGAAACAACUGGAGAUGGUCUUUAGAAGCAGCAAUAGAAAUCCAGUGUAAAGCAUAUAUCUCAAAGGAGUUGUAUUUUCAUCACCAUACAGUGUUUAUAAUUUUUGUAUGGUCUUUGCCUUAGAAAUGCAGAAAUUGUAGUUGCCCGCAUCCAGCCACCUCCAAGGAAACGAGCCCGUUCCAGAGCUGCUGAUUUUGUCCACAAGCCACUUGGUCCUGCUGAACUUUUUGGGUGGGGAGAGGUGAGGCUGUGCUGGAAGAACACACCACACACACACAGACACACCUCUGGGUACAGCCCUCAGCAGAGCCCAGCCCUCCCUGGCAGGUUGGGAGAAUGAGGUGCUGGGAGGAGGGGGCAGGUUGCUCUGAGGAGGGCAGAGGUGGUGUCAGUGUACACACAGGCUGGUUUCACAUUUGGAAAAAAAACUGCAAACCUGAUGAGGAACAAACUUGGCUGUUAAGCUUUAGACAGAGAUGGGAAUCAGUGUUUCAGAAAAAAAAAAAAAAAAGACAAAGCCAGAGACCUUGUAUAUAGUAGCUGCAGUGAAGUCUGACACUGUGGUCUGAUUUCAUGUCAGUUUAAUGUAAAACAGCAAUCAUGACUUUUAAAAAGUGUAUUUAGAUUACUGAAACUUUAAGACUUAAAUAUUUUAAUAGAAAUUAAAUCCUAUUGGCUUUGGUUUUAAGUUGGCAGUGGUAACUUUUGCUUUCGCUGUGGUAUGAGGCUGAGAAUACUUUUUGUAACUUGUAUGCUUGCUUUUUGCAGUUGAUCUUUGAUUAUUCAAGUACUAGCUCCUUAGGUGUUCUGUUAGUGCAAUUGCAUCAUCUGCUCCUUCUGAAUCUGCAUUUCUGCUGUUGUUUUUUUUUUUCUUUUUCAUUUUAAAGGAGCAAUGCAGCCUAAAAUUGGUAGGUGAAGAAAUGACAUGUACCUGCAGUACACGAGAUAGGUCAGACUACAGUUUCCUCAUCUUCUGAUUUAAAGCAGCUAGUGUCUGAAGUCUAUAUUUAAAGAGAGCUGACAAUCCUAUCUUUGUCAUCUCUUCUGAGUAUGUUUUGUUAGUAAUGCUAGAAUGUUGAUAAGAGUAUUUUUUUAAAAUAAAUCCCCAGUGUAAAAAAAAAAAAAAAAAAAACCACCAAAAAAACACCACCACCACAUUGCUGCUCUUCCUGGAUUUAGUUUUGCUUUGCCCCAUCCUGAAAGGGAAAGAAGAAUGUCUGCAGGUAGUCAGAAUUGUAAUGGAUGUCCUGAUUAUUUAAUUGCAAUGUCUGGUAAGUGCUCUGGGUUGGAGGAAUACCAAAAUGUGUUAAGUCUGUUUUAUAGUAAUAUUUUUCCUUAAAAAAAAAAAAAAAACAAAACAACCAAGCAAACCACAACUGAACUCUUAUCUGUUGUAUAGAAGCACCUUUUGGGAAGGAAGGGUGUGCUCCUAAAUUAAAGCAAGACUGCUGACUGAAGUUGAUGCUUUGAAGUGUGUAGGGUAAGUGAAACAGUCCCAUUGCUGAGAUGCUGCAGUUCUAACGAAGCACUGAGCCAGAAAUCUGCACUGCCCCAUCUCAUUGAGAAGGCAAAUGGUCCAUGUCCCUGUCCUCUCCCUCCCUGUGGCUGUGCUACCCAGAGGGCUUUGUGCAGACACCAGCACUGAAUGCAGAGCUGGCACAGCACCUGCAUCCAGAGGGGACAGCCCAGGGGCUGGUUUAUGCUUUACUUUCCUUCUACAGCUGCUACAACAGCUUGAACUCAACCAAUUGUAUCUAUAAGGAAUGGUGAAAAUGUAAAUGAAGAGUAAUGUUGCUAGAACUAAGCUUUUGAAUCCUCCUGUGUGCUGGAAAGCAGAACUUAAAAAAAAGGUUUUCUGCAUUGGCUUUCCUAAAAGAAGAAUUGAAACUGCAGAGGGGAGGUGGGGGGAGGAUGUGUGUCAUCUGAAGCAAAGUCUGAGGAGAGAUGGAACCAUGGCUUCCCUUCACAGCCCAGGUCCAGCCUUGGCUGGUCACUCAAACCCUCCCUGUGCCAGCACGGGCUGUGCACCGUGUUAGCUGCUGUCCCCUUGCUGGUUGCAGCCACUGGUGAACAAGAACCUUGUCCAACAAAUGCAAUUUUUUGAUUGCUCAGUUCUUUAUAGACCCAGGUACCAUCUCUUCACAAGCUCUAGUUUCUCUUCAGGAAGAGGUGGAAUACAAAAAUUGACAAUGCACUGACUUGGGGGCUGGGUUGAGGGAGAGGGAGAAUUUCUCUCCCCUUAUAGAUUGUGUACAGUUAAAUAUAUAUUUCUUACAAAAGAUCAUUUCCCCUCCAGAAUAUGUCCCACAGGGACCUGGUAAGAAGUUCGAGCUAUAACCAAUUGCUGCUCUUCCCUCUUUUCCACUCUUUGGAUUUUUUUUUCUUGUUUUUUUUUCUUUUUCCUUUAUUUUGUGGUGAAUUGAAAAACAGACUAGAAGAAGCUACCAAGACUACUGUUUACAGACUGAAAAAAUACUGCUUUUAUACUACUGGGAUCAUGAGCCACGGUCCUUUUACAGAUUUCCUCAACUCUUUGCUUAAAACCAGUGUCUAAUGUAGAUAAAGGUCAAAAGUCCUACCCUGCAUUGUCUACAUAUAGGACAAGAUGUACAAUGAUGUUUGUGUUGCCCAUCUUUUUUUUGUAUUUUUUAACUGUCAAAUUGCAUUUAUAUUUUGCAGUCAUUGAUAAUCAAGACUUUAUUUUAACGGCUAGUAAUCUUAGAGGGGUGGGUUUUUUUGUUGUUGUAUCUGCAGCCUUAUCUGAACUUUCUCUUCCUUGAUUAUUCAUUGUUAAUUUAUGACUGUAGAAGAUUUGUAUGCCUCAGCCUUCUACGGAUUUAAGUGACACAACUGCAAUUGAUCUGCUUUAAACUGGAUGGGUUUAUAAUUUAUAUAAAAGUCGGUUUCGUUACAAA